AUGGCUCCGGCACUCGUCUAUUUGUCUUCUGAUUACUCAAAAAUGAAUGCAAUUGACAACGUUAUUGCGAACAAUACUGAUGAUUGUGGAUGCUGCAGCGCAACGGCAAGCAACAACUGGUGGCAGAUUGACCUUGGAAAGAAAUACCUAAUUGAGGAAAUAAGGGUUUAUGGGAGGGGAUCUGCAUGCCUUUUUGGUCACUACGGAUAUGGAUGUCUACACGAAGGACAUUGUGCUUUAGAAUACGAUACGGCCAUAGGGGCGUGCUCAUCGUGCGUACCGGGAUGGGAAGGGGAUGCAUGUAACCAUGAAUGUGCCCCAGGAGAGUAUGGAAAAGGAUGCACAUUGCACUGUGGUCAUUGUCAUGAUGGAAAUUCAACAUGCAACUACAGCAACGGUCACUGUCCACAUGGGUGUGUCGCUGGAUACAAAGGAGAUUUGUGCAAAUCCCCAUGUGAUCCCGGAGAGUAUGGACCAGGGUGUAUAUUAUGUGGUCAAUGUGGUGAUGGUAACACAACGUGCAACACAGACAAUGGCUAUUGUCCACAGGGGUGUGCAUCUGGAUUCAAAGGGGAUUUGUGUAAUUUACCCUGUGCUCCUGGAGAGUUUGGACUAAACUGUUCAUCAAACUGUGGCUACUGUCAUGAUGGCAACACGACAUGCGACGCUUCGAACGGGCAUUGUCCAACCGGAUGUGCCGCUGGAUACAAAGGAGACUUCUGUAAAACCAAAUGUUUCCCCGGAGAGUAUGGACCCGGGUGUACGUCACGAUGCGGUCAAUGUAGUUAUGGGAACGCAACGUGCAACGUCUACAACGGUCAUUGUUCGAGCGGAUGUGCACCUGGAUACAGAGAAGAUAUAUGUUCAACUCCCUGUGACCCCGGGAAUUAUGGACUGGGAUGUACAUCAAACUGUGGUCAGUGUCGUGAUGGAAAUACAACGUGCAACAUUGACAACGGUCACUGUCCGAAUGGAUGUGCUUCUGGGUUCAAAGGAGAAACAUGUCAAACCCCAUGUAAAGAUGGGGCAUUCGGCAAAGACUGUAUUCAUUAUUGUGCUUUGUGCAUAAACGGAGAUUGCAACACACUAGAUGGAACAUGCCGUAGUGGAUGUAUAAGGGGUUACAUGGGACAGUUUUGCAACGAGAGUUUGUAUGAUGGUAACAUUGCUGAACAUAAAAACACAUCACAAUACAUUGAUACAAACCCCACUAAUAGAGACGUUUGGAAUGCAAAUAAUGCUGUUGAUGGCGUAAACAACUGUUCCGUCGUUAAUGGAGACUACUAUAGCUUGUCAAGUUAUAGCUCAUACCCUUGGUGGCAAGUGGACCUGGGAAAAGUUUAUAACAUCCAGGGGAUAAAGGUUUUUGGAAGAAAAGGACGAGAAGCAGACAUUCAACUUAAAGGAUUCCAAGUGCAUCUUUCGGAGACUAAAAGUGCCUUGAACAACAGCGACAAUGUGGUGACAUACGACUCAUCAGUAUAUCCAAGUGACGGUAUAUUUGAUAUACCAGUUGCAGAACGCAAGGCAAGGUUUUGUCGCCUUCAAAUAGAUGCUUCUACAGGUCAAAGCCGUCCAAUAGUUCUUUGCGAAGUGGAAGUCUACGGAACAGGUAUGAUUUUCAAGUGA
Mya arenaria is the source of this 1629-nucleotide messenger RNA. Its product is annotated as multiple epidermal growth factor-like domains protein 10. The record is from RefSeq and is a predicted model, not a curated record. The transcript has 10 exons. Lineage: Eukaryota; Metazoa; Mollusca; Bivalvia; Myida; Myidae. Gene Ontology annotation, molecular function: scavenger receptor activity. The coding region runs from base 1 to 1629 and encodes 542 amino acids.